Candida tropicalis MYA-3404 is the source of this 3591-nucleotide messenger RNA. It is a transcript of the gene TIP120, whose product is annotated as Tip120p. The transcript has a single exon. Gene Ontology annotation, molecular function: protein binding. NCBI's taxonomy places the organism in Eukaryota, Fungi, Ascomycota, Pichiomycetes, Serinales, Debaryomycetaceae. Bases 1 to 3591 code for a protein of 1196 amino acids. The record is from RefSeq and is a predicted model, not a curated record. Gene Ontology annotation, cellular component: nucleus. Gene Ontology annotation, biological process: protein ubiquitination; SCF complex assembly.
AUGGUUGAUAUCAAUUUCACCGUCUUAAAAGACAGGGCAAUGGACGUUGACCCUGAUAUUAGAUUUAUGGCAUUGGAAGAUUUGCGUAAAUUUUUACAAGAUGAACCUGUUGCAUCAACAAGAACAAACUUGAAUUAUUCAUUGGAAUCCCUUUUCCCAGUUUUAUUAAACAUGUUAAGUGACCUGAACCCUGAUGUUCAAAGUCAAGCAGUGAAAUCUUUUGAACCAAUGGUUAAAUAUUUGUCCAAUGACACUCUUUUGAAAUUAGUCAAGAAAUUGUUCACUUUAGUUCAACAAGGAAGUGGUAGUUCAGGGUCGUCGACAGUUGCCAAUUUGAAAAAUUUCGCCAUUUCAAUCCCAAACAUGGCUCUUCGUUCAUUAUUUGCCCAAUCUAACUCCAGAGAUAAAUCGGAAUUUGUUUCAGAUAAAUUGUCUAGUUCAAAUUAUAGAUUCGACCCUCGUUUGGCAAGAGCUAUUAUGGAUUAUCUUAUCCCUCAAAUUGUUGACAACGACGUGACUAUUGAUUCAAUUGAAUUGUUAAUCGAUUUGAUUGCAGAAAUUGGAUACGUUUUACAUCAAGAUGAAUUGCUUAACUUGUCAAUGUUCUUGAUUAAAGUUGCGUUAUCUGAAACGGGGCUCAUUGGUAAGAAAUCCUUAGUAGCUUUGGAAAAAGUUGUUCCCUUGAUACGUACUAAUUCAGUUAUUGAUAACUUAUUAGCACAAAUAAGUCAACUGGAAAACCAAUCCAACUUGAACAUUAUUUUACAGUUAUAUUCUGUAUGCUUAAGACGCGGACUUCAACCAAACUCAGUUGAUGGUAUAUACAAUACCAUUGUUUCUAUUUUAAGAGCAGACUUGGGUGAUGACAUUGAUGAUUUAGAUUUUGAUGAUUUGGUUAAGAAGAAUUCAUUGAAGGACGAAUCUUUUACUACAUUGAUUGAUUUGGUUGCUCAAAAUUUCCUUCCAGCCCAAAAUAUUGAACAGGUUGUGGAAAUAAUCAAGUUUUAUUUGAAGUAUAACCCAUUAGCUCAAGAUGAUGAUUUUGAUGAAGAUGAAGACGACGACAUUGUCUUCAGUGAUGAUGAACAAGAAGGUGAAGAAGAUAGCGAGAAUGAUGGAUCAUGGAAAUUGAGAGCUAGAGCAACAAUUUUAGUUAGAGCAAUGCUUGAUGCUUUCCCUGAAUUACUCGAAUCCUUAACCAAUGACGUGCUUCUUUUGUUACCAUUUGAUGAUUCCAAUGAUCAAGUCGUUGCUGAGUCAAUCAAAACUGCCAUCGUUAUUGUCAACGCUACUUCGCCUCGUGAUGCUCAAAACGUCCACAAUAUUGGCCCAAUUAUCACCUCUCGUUUGUCAUCUGCUAAUGAAACUCAAUUGCCAUUGUUUCUCAAACUUGUUGAAUGCUUGAAUCGUUUUGAUAAUGUUGCUUUAGUUGAGGAGACGUUCAAUAUUUUUCAAUCACGUAUGUUGGUGACAUCUGGUUCAUUUGACUACUUGCAAUUUUAUUCAAGUGCUUUGAAAUUUCAUGAUAUAUUACCUUCAAGCGUUAUUACAUGGAUGGUUAAGGAUUUCAUUACCAAUCUUGAAGAUAAAUCAUUCAACAUGAUCAUUGACACUAUAAAGUGUUUGACUUUAUUAUUCCAGCAGGCUAAUCUUGGAAAUGUUGACAAAAUUGUUGAUCAAUUGAUUUGCAAAUUAGAAAAUAGCAAGAAAUAUCCGAGUGAUUUGAUUCGUCAAUCCAUUAUUGCUUUAGGGCAAGCAUAUGCAAAGUCUGAUAAAGAGAAGAUCUUGACUGCUUUGAAAACUUCCAUUGGAUUUGAAGGUACCAAUAAAGCUACCAUUGAUGUUCUUAAUCAGGUUUAUUCAGAUGAAGUGCCUGUAGAUUACUCAUCAUUUAUUCUUGGAAAAUUGAGUACAUCCAUCAUGUCAAGCAACGAAGGGACCUCUAUUGCCUCAUUGUCGUUAAUGCGCAAGAUAUUAUCCAUUGUACCAGGAGGACAAUACGAUGAAAUCAUUCGUAACUUGAUUCAAUUAUUGACUGUUACCAAUAAAACUAAUUAUGAAUGUAUUUUUGAUAUAUUCAACAGAUUAGCAGAAGGCAUAUUUCUGAACACCAAUUUCAAGGAGCAACUUUUGAGUUCAAUUGUUAAGUUGGUCAAUGAAAAUAAGAUCGAUGUUGAGGAAAGUUCAUUCUUUGAAUUUUUAACAAGAGCCUGUCAAUUUGAUGUUACUUUGUACGACUACUUCGAAGGUGCUCUUAACUUAGAUUCUCAAGUCAGUGCCAAAAUUCUUGCACUUUGUGCAAUUCAGAAUCAACUCGAUGAUAAGAUUACUAAGCGAAGACAAGAUUUCCAACUUUACUUUAGUAGUGACGUUAACAACAAAAAAUUUGCAUUCGAUAUUUUGUUCCUUGGUUAUGUCGGCAGUCAGGUCGAAAUUAAAGAGUUGGAUAUACAAACUUUAAUUGGAUUGUUGCAGGCAGAUAAAUUUAGCAGUGCUUUGAAUAUCCAAGCUGCUUCGACUGCCUUAGGUUUGAUUGCUAGGAAAAACGUUGAAUCUGGGGUACCAAUGAUCUUGGAUACCUUCACGAAGAGUGAUAAAUCUUCUAUUAGGGGUGCAUUACUCGAUGCCUUGUGUAUUGCAGUUAAUGCAUGCACUGAAGAGCAGAAGAAGUUCAUAUGGGAUAAAGUUUUCAACUAUCCAAUUGAAUUUCAUCACGAUGUGAUCUCCGAACUUAGAAAAUCAGGUGAGUUAUUAGGAAAGAUUGUCCAUUUUGAAGAAUUGGCUAUCAAAACAGAUAAUUUAAAGGAGAUAUAUCUUAUUCUAGUAAUUACCAAGUCUUUAUUGAGUAAUCUUCAAGCUACUCAAGUUAACAAUUCCUUGCUAGAUAAUUUGAUCAAAUCAUCAGUUGAAUGGCUUAAUGUUUUAAAUAUUGACAUUAGACAAAUCAUCAUUGGCAAUUUACUUACUGGAUUGCACACUAAGCCAACAACACUUUUGCCAAUAUUACAAGCAAUUAUACUUCCUGGUAUUUUUGCUCAAUUAAAGGCGGAAGAGCAAUUUAAGAAAAUCAUAACUAUGGGGCCAUCCAAAUAUGUUUUAGAUGAAGGAUUAGAAAUUAGAAAGCUUUGUUACGAGUUUAUUUAUUCAAUAAUUUCAUUAGACGAGGCAACACUUGCUAAAAAUCAAGUAAACCUUGAAGACAUUGCUGCCAAGAUCAUAGAGUUUGGUUUAACAGAUGAUCAAACCGACAUUACAUUAUUGACAUGUAUUAAUUUGAUUAACUAUAUUGAUUUGCACAAGUCUAGUGCAGUUGAAUUGGUCAGCAGAGACAGAGGUGUCUUGUUAGGUAAUAUGAUUACCAGUUUGAAAAAACAAUUGGGUAAGAAAUUGUCAUCCAAAGCAACAGCUCAAGAAACAGAGACUUUUCAAGAAAGAAUCAAGUCGAUAAUCAAGUUGUCCAAAAAAUUCAACGGUGUAGUUGAAGCAGCUGAAAAUAGUGAGCUAGCAACAGUUAUUAGAUCAUGGAAUGACUACAUUUCUGACUUAAAAGCCAACUUUACUAUAUAUUAUAAUAGCACUGAAGAUUUAUAG